AUGGAGUCGCUUAAAAAUGAUGGGUUUCGGCCAUUCAGAAGCUGUAAAUGGGUUCCGUCGAAAUGCAACAUUUUUAUGUGGAGUGCUCAGCUUAACCGUAUUCCUACUAGGCAAGCUCUGGUCAGGAGAAAUAUCAUCCUCGAGUCCGCUGAGUGUGUGUUUUGCGGCGACCCCACGGAAUCUGUGGAUCACAUUUUUACCGGGUGCGAGCUGUCGGAUUAUAUCUGGAACCGGCUGUGUGCAUGGAUAGGUAUUCCCAAUGUUUUUGCUUUCUCAUUCAGUGACAUUUUGAACCUGCAUGACAAUGUUCCGGCUGAGAAGAAGGCCAAAAAGAUUAUCUUCGGGUUGGUUAUUGUGACUUGUUGGUGUGUAUGGAAAGCUAGGAACGCUAAGAUUUUCUCGGGAAUUAACGCUAGCAAGGAAGAGAUUUUUGGGGAGGUCAAGUCGCUCAGUUUCUUUUGGCUCAAAAAUAGGUCCAGGUUUUCUGAGUUAGUCUGGGAGGAUUGGUGUAAUAGCCCCUUGUAUAUGCUGUAG
Molecule: messenger RNA, 534 nt
Organism: Helianthus annuus (common sunflower)
Lineage: Eukaryota; Viridiplantae; Streptophyta; Magnoliopsida; Asterales; Asteraceae
Exons: 1
Coding region: 1-534 (177 amino acids)
Source: RefSeq, a predicted model, not a curated record